ACAAAAGAGCUCGUGCAAACACAAUAACAGCCCCGAUGACCAUUGGCUACCAAACUGGCAAAGAGUUCGAAGCCGACUUCACUUGGCAAAUCAAGCAAGAGACUUUGGGCUUUAUGGUCACCAUUAACUUCAACAUCCCUAUGAGUGACGUCACGGCAUACACGGCAAGCUUUCACAAAAAAGAGAACAACGGUCGCAGAUGGAUCUUUGUCAACACGGUGAACGGACCCGGGCCAGGCGCUAACACAGCGUUCAGACUCCAGUUCAAAGCAACAAUCGCUGGCUCUACAACCACCAAACCCACUGGAAGUGCCGUCUUCGAGAACAUGGGCAUUGACAACUGGUCCGUUCCUACAGCACAUGACAACGAUCAUUCAAAAUACAACUAUAAUGACCUGCUCUACAAGUCCAUUUUGUUCUACGAGGCUCAACGCUCCGGAAAACUCCCUAGCAACAACCGCAUUCCCUGGAGAGGAGACUCGGCGCUCGGUGACAAAGGGGCAAAGGGCGAGGAUCUGACCGGAGGCUGGUAUGAUGCUGGUGACGAGGUCAAGUUCAACUUCCCCAUGGCCUACAGCACCACGGUGCUCACCUGGGGUUAUCUCCUCUACCCGGAUGCCUACAGGGCAGCAGGGCAGGAGGACAAGAUUCUGGACUGUAUUAAAUGGCCCUUGCAAUAUCUGCUCAAGUGUCACACAGGGCCCAAUGAGCUGUAUGUGCAGGUGGGAAAUGGCAACCUUGACCAUGCCUCCUGGGGCCCACCAGAACAGAUGACCAUGGCCAGACCGUCUUACAAAAUCACAGCAUCCAAACCUGGCAGUGACGUUGCUAUGGAAACUGCAGCAGCUAUGGCAGCAGGCUACUUGGCUUUCAAACAAAAAGACGUCCAUUUCGCCAACACCCUCCUUCAACACGCCAAACAGCUGUGGGAGUUUGCCAUCAACCACAGGGGCAAGUACAGUGACUCUGUACCAGAAGCUCAUGAUUUUUACGCUUCCAAUGACAUAACGGACGAGCUGGCCUGGGGCUCUCUGUGGCUGUUCAAGGCUACAAGAGAUAAUAAGUACAUGGUAGAGGCAAAGAAACACUUCGACCCUGCUCCUGGAUGGGGCCAGUCCUGGGAUGAUAAAACCGUCGGAAACCAGAUCCUCUUCUACAAGUUGUCCAGCGCAGCAGAAAAGCCCAAGUACAAGAACGCUAUCAUCGGCACAUUCAAGUCGUGGUUCCCCGGUGGUGACAUCCCGUACACACCCAAGGGCCUGGCCUUCCGUUUGGUAUGGGGCUCAUUGCGUUACUCGUCCAACAUGGCUAUGCUUGCUCUGGUGGCCGCUGACGCGGGUAUCAACUCCCGGGAGUACCGCCACUGGGGUAUGUGCCAGAUCCACUACGCGCUGGGAGACGCGGGUCGUAGCUUUGUCGUUGGCUUCGGUCAUAAUCCUCCUGUGAGCCCACAUCAUAGAGCUAGCUCCUGCCCAAGACUGCCUGCCCACUGCGGCUACUGGAUGAAGGAUAAAUCCGCCCCUGGUGUCCACACUCUUUAUGGCGCUCUGGUGGGCGGCCCCGGAUCUUCUGAUAACUACAAGGACGAACGAGGCAACUUCCAGAACAACGAAGUGGCUACAGACUAUAAUGCUGGGUUUACCACAGCUGUGGCUGCUCUGAAGCAUCUGUACGUUAAGAAACUCCACCCCGAGCAGACAGGCUCUGCCAGUUGCCCCUACAGGGCCGCCCACUCCGUCGUCGGAUGAAAGGUCAACAACAGUACAAUUGUUACCUCUGGAUAGGAAAUCACUUGUUCUUGACCUAGAAUAAAUGAAUGUUUGGAAAUUAAAAGAUUGAUAAUUUUUGAAAAA
Aplysia californica (California sea hare) is the source of this 1853-nucleotide messenger RNA. RefSeq names its product endoglucanase E-4. Gene Ontology annotation, biological process: carbohydrate metabolic process. NCBI's taxonomy places the organism in Eukaryota, Metazoa, Mollusca, Gastropoda, Aplysiida, Aplysiidae. Gene Ontology annotation, molecular function: hydrolase activity, hydrolyzing O-glycosyl compounds. The record is from RefSeq and is a predicted model, not a curated record.